AUGGGUUUCGCUUCGUGGCUUGAUGACUUCUGUCCCCCGGACCCCGAGAAGACAUAUGCCAUCGACAUGGAUGCACCUGCGGUAGUUCGGCCAUGGAUGCUGGCCUUUCGUUCGGACUACAGCACUUCCGGGUUCAUAGACCCGGAAGUCCUCGAGAGAUUGCUGGAACUCAUAGUGUCAGAGGGGUUCCUGUCAAACCCCGACCUGGUUGGCUGCGAGAAACUGUCGUGCACCUACCCGCCUGAUGAGUACCUCGAUGAACCGCGAAGGGAGCUUCCAGCCUUGCAGCCAGGAUCCGCCCUGCUCAGACCCUUUUCCAUUGCUUACAUCAAGGGCUGGAAGCGUGCGGUGAGCUUGCUCAUCUUGCUUGCCGGUGUACGGGAGUUGGGUUUGGAAGACCAAAUCCCGCACCACGUGCGUGCUUCUCAGGCAGCACUUCAAUUAUCUUGUGCUGCGGACUCAUCGAGAGCUGGGGUCAAAAUAUACUUACAGCUGUAG
Symbiodinium sp. CCMP2592 is the source of this 498-nucleotide messenger RNA. Lineage: Eukaryota; Dinophyceae; Suessiales; Symbiodiniaceae. The record is from the annotation of a GenBank genome assembly.